Coregonus sp. 'balchen' is the source of this 10216-nucleotide messenger RNA. The record is from the annotation of a GenBank genome assembly. NCBI's taxonomy places the organism in Eukaryota, Metazoa, Chordata, Actinopteri, Salmoniformes, Salmonidae.
AUGAUGAUGCUGUUUGGGGCUGUCAAUCUGUUCCUGGACGGCCGCUGGACUCUGGGCUGUGGCCUCUACAGGCAAGUAUGAACCCUGGUCCUGCACAACUGGAGCCUAUCUCAGCUCAGUUCAACUCCGCCUCGAUCAGUUUAGUUUGGUUCAGUUCAGUGUGGGCAAAUAUGGCUGCGUUUUAUACAGGCAACCCAAUUCUGAUCUUUCUUUCACUAAUUGGUUUUUUGACCAAUCAGAUCAGCUCUUUUGCCAACAAUAGGGCAAAAGAUCAGAAUUGGGCUGCCUGUGUAAAUGCAGCCUAUGGGACGCUUUUCCUGAGUCGCUACUUCCAUCUGGUGCUCCUGGCUGCCCUCCUGCUAGCCCUGCUAUUGUUUGCCCUGCGUCGCUGGAAGAGGUGAGAGAGGUGGCUACUGGGGUUAUCACUAGGACUUGAGAUUUUCAUGGUCAGGACGAAAGUUUUGGCCAUAGUGCAGCCUAAAUUGAACCACACAGCCUAAAUGACAAGCACACCAAUGCUGAGUCUGACUAUCUCUGCUUUUUAUUGUUACCGGACUUUCUGAUUAACUAAACCAACUAAUUUCCCCUCAGGCCUGGAGAGAGCAUCAUGGAACUGCUGAAGGAGCCAGGCAAGCGAGUCAUCCCUGCCCAGAAACUCACCUCAGAUCAUAUCCUUUCCUCAGUAUGUGUCUCUGGAACCAUGAGUAGAAACACUGUACCAUUGUGGUGUUUUGUAUAUCUCUAACACUUAUUAGGUCUGUCUCUAUGGCCAUAAAGUCCCAGUGUCUAGUAUAUCACUUAAGAGUACUAUUGGUGGAAAUGGGUUGAAGUGUUCCAAAAGACAAUUAUAUUAGACCUUAACAGCCGAUCACAAUUGGUGCUGAUCCUCUUCACGUCUAACUUCAUCGGCAUGUGCUUCAGCCGCUCGCUGCACUACCAGUUCUACGUAUGGUACUUCCACACCCUACCUUUCCUUCUCUGGAGCGGAGGGGUCAAGAAGCUGGCUCACCUACUCAGGUAAGAGGGGAUGGGACAUACCUUUUGGCUGCAAUGUGUAGAAAUGGGCAGUGUCCUAACUUGCGAUGUGCAUUUUCAAAAAUAUUUUUAUUGACAUCCAUGUAGAAUUCAGGCCUAUGUUGGGAGCAGAAUUAGGAACUUAGGAACCAUAAAAUAUGAGCCUUACGUUAUGUCUAACAUGGUCUUUCUGUGGACAGGGUUUUGAUCCUAGGCCUGGUGGAGCUGUCUUGGAACACCUACCCCUCUACCACAUACAGCUCAGCAGCCCUCCACGUGUGUCACCUCAUCAUAAUACUCUCCCUGUGGUUCGCCCCCGCCCAGCCCCCAGCCCCGGCCCCCGGGGUAGAGGACAAGGCCAAGAGCAAGUGAGCUUAGCCCCUAGGGGAUCCUCCCGUCAUGGGGGUCUGGUCGACCAUCUCCACCCUGCUCUCACCCCAGGCUGCUUCUCACCCUUCGCCCUUUCUUGCCCAUCUGGCUGUAGCUCUGUGCUAAUGUAUAGCGUAACAUACAGGUGGGAGAAGGUACUGCAUGAGACUGCAUGUGGCAGGCACAUGCAGGUUUGUGGGGUGGGAGGAGGCCGAAAACAAUUAGGAUUCUCAGGUUAAAGAAUGAAAUAUAAUAAAGGUGGGAGUCUAGUUGUGAGGAGAAAUGCUGAAUGCUUUGCUGUGUCGUCGAUAAGAUAUCUUAAGGAAGGGUCUCUUACUUCCAGUAUGUAUUUUUAAUGGCGAAACUACCUUUAGUCCGUGAUUUGUCGUGUUAAGUAUUAUCACUGGUCUUGGUGAUAGUAGAGAAUAGUCAAACUGUUAGGACAGCAGUUCCUCAUCCUGGCGAUCAGCUGGUCUGAACUUCUGUUACUGGACUAUUUGUUGGUGUAAAGAUCCUGGUCCUCUGUAGCUCAGUUGUUAGAGCAUGGCGCUUGCAACGCCAGGAUAGUAGGUUCAAUUCCAGGGACCACCAUGUGUAAAAAAAUAAAUAAAAUAAUAAUAAUAAUAUGCAUGACUCAGUCGUUUUGGAUAAAAGCUUCUGCUAAAUGGCAUAUUAUAUUAAAGAUGGUUUCUAUGUUUUUGUCCUUAACUCCAUACCAGGGAAUUUCUACUACUACUUAUUAAUGAAGCUUUAAAUUGAAUCGUCCUCUGCGAUAAGCUUUUGGUGCCACCCAUUGGGUACAAUAGGAAUUACGUAGCCUAGCAAGCACAAGGCUUACUAUAGGCUAAUACAUAAUAAUAAUAAUAAUAAUAAUAAUAAUAAUAAUAAUAAUAAUAAAUGGCAUUUCAUAUAACAAUAUGACCAUGCAAAACUAAGCUGUUGACAAUCAUGGAUGUCUGUCGAUUAGUUUUUUUUAAAUGUUCAAAUAGUUUUUGGUUUUCAGUGUGGUGUGUGCAGUAGAACAAAUAGAAGGCCCGUUUCCCGCACCUAGAUUAAGCCUACCCCUUGACCAAACACGCACUGUACUUAUUUUAGGCUAAGAAUAGAGAUAGUUCAGUGAGAUAACGUAUUUCGAUAUUUUGCUGAGCUGUCCCUAAAAUCUGAGUACCGAACUGUCCCUUUAAUCUGAGUACCGAACUGUCCCUUUAAGUGUGAACUUUUCUAAUUAGCUGCCAUCGAUGAUGUUUACCAUAGUUUAGUGCUCAUAUUUGUUUGUUGAUAGUGUAUGUUUGAUUUGCAUGAGUGUUUGUGUUACACAUGAAGACAGAGAUUGGAGAUUUAUUCCAAAGGUGUUUUAUCCUGUUGAUAAAGAGAAAAUAAAAUGCAUAUCUGUGUAAAGAAAUUAGAAUUUAAUGUAAUUCAGUCAUUUGAUUCUACACUAAUGCGAGUUAUAGACAUACUGCCCAGUCAUAUUAUAUUAUUAAUAGGUUAUUCAGCUAAGAUUUAUUUUAGCAGUGACUAAAAUAUACUAAAAUCAAAGUAAAGCUUUAGAGAUGAUCAAGUCUCUUCAUUUAUCUAAUGCAAUGGCUUUAACAUGAUCUUUGCACUGGUAAAUAUGGCAUGGGAUUCGUAGACAGGGCACAAAGGCAUUAGUAGCAACAACCAGAGCUGUAAAUAGCAUUUUUAAACUGAACCUAAUUAAAAACUAUAAUUUAAGGUGGGAAGCCCAGCAUGUUUCUAUGGAUGAAUCAUCACUAUCACUUUACAGUGGCUUGCGAAAGUAUUCACCCCCCUUGGCAUUUUUCCUAUUUUGUUGCCUUACAACCUGGAAUUAAAAUUGAUUUUUUGGGGGUUUGUAUCAUUUGAUUUACACAACAUGCCUACCACUUUGAAGAUGCAACAUAUUUUUUAUUGUGAAACAAACAAGAAAUAAGACAAAAAAAACAGAACUUGAGCAUGCAUAACUAUUCACCCCCCCCAAAGUCAAUACUUUGUAGAGCCACCUUUUGCAGCAAUUACAGCUGCAAGUCUCUUGGGGUGUGUCUCUAUAAGCUUGGCACAUUUAGCCACUGGGAUUUUUGCCCAAUCUUCAAGGCAAAACUUCUCCAGCUCCUUCAAGUUGGAUGGGUUCCGCUGGUGUACAGCAAUCUUUAAGUCAUACCACAGAUUCUCAAUUGGAUUGAGGUCUGGGCUUUGACUAGGCCAUUCCAAGACAUGUAAAUGUUUCCCCUUAAACCACUCAAGUGUUGCUUUAGCAGUAUGCUUAGGGUCAUUGUCCUGCUGGAAGGUGAACCUCCAUCCCAGUCUCAAAUUUCUGGAAGACUGAAAUAGGUUUCCCUCAAGAAUUUCCCGGUAUUUAGAGCCAUCCAUCAUUCCUUCAAUUCUGACCAGUUUCUCAGUCCCUGCCGAUGAAAAACAUGGUGUUCUCGGGGUGAUGAGAGGUGUUGGGUUUGCACCAGACAUAGCAUUUUCCUUGAUGGCCUAAAAGCUAAAUUUUAGUCUCAUCUGACCAGAGUACCUUCUUCCAUAUGUUUCGGGAGUCUCCCACAUGCCUUUUGGUGAACACCAAACGUGUUUGCUUAUUUUUUUCUUUAAGCAAUGGCUUAUUUUUUUUUCUUCCACAGGAGGGAAUAAAUAUUAUUUGGGGGUUAGAGUAGAGAGUAUGUACUCAGUAGCAUACUACAGUGUAUUUCCCCAUUUGUUCACCCAAGUUAAAUUAUUUACAUUCCCCACUAGGGGGCAGUGUUGUCAACUACCGUGAUGUCACUUCUCUCACCUUGGGCUGCAGUCUCCUCCACACCCAAGAACUCUGUGGUUCCACCUGUCACCUUGGCAACGCCCUGUAGGAGCCUCCUGCAGGCUCGGGGGCCCAGGACAAGCCCAAAGCACCUGGGAUAAUAACAAAAUAACCUCUUAUUCAGUUAAUACAGAGAGAGAGAGAGAGAGGGGGGGUCUUUAAAGGAAAGGGGGAUACCUAGUCAGUUGUACAACUGAAUGCAUUCAACUGAAAUGUGUCUUCCGCAUUUAUCCCAACUGUGUCCUUCCACAUCUAAACCGGAGUUUACCUGAGUUAGUAACUACACACAGCUGUGUUAAACACAACACUGAGAGCAAUCAAAAGCCAUUUCACUAAUUGCAUGGUUGCCAGGGCCACAGGCCAGACUAAUUGAAAAGGCCAAUAGACAGACAGAGUGUUGUCUUCUCAAAAUGCAGCUACCUCUGUCUGGCAGGACAGACAGACUUUGUCCCACAUGAAUAUCAACACCCACCAACCCUCCUGCCCACACACACACACACACACGUUAUUGCCACAAUAAUAAUGGUUGAACCUACAGUAUCAGUUUUGAUCAAUAGUAGGUUGUAAAUGCUAAAAUGUUCACAUUUCUACUGAUGUCAUUCUACCAGCUGCCAUCAGACAGUACCCUACCUGGCAGCACAGGUGUUCCUGCGGACCAGCUCCAGCACCUUGCCCACACUGCUGACGCCGCAGUCUGUGAUGAUGAACAUGCUGCUGGUAGACCCAGGACAGUGCCCCCGGCAGGUUGGUGCCCCGCAUGUCAACCCUCAUCCUCGAUGUAUUCACAGGCCUGGGUCAGGGUCACCUGGAAAGGGGGGAGAGGGGAGGGUGGACAGAAGGGUUAAUGCCUAUUGGUUAAUAUUGAAGGACACAUUAUAUAUAUUCCCCCUUGGAAUAAAUUAAACAGACAUAAUCCUAUAUUAAUGACGUUAGAAUGUAAUCAAGCCCUGUCCAACCUGGAAUACAAACCUAAAGCCCAUAGACCAGCACCUGCACCUGCCUAAAACCAAAUCACAAAGUGGACACAUUACCCAUGAAACGAGUCCUAUAUCGACAUAACCUGAAAGGCCGUUCAGCAAGGAAGAAGCCUCUGCUCCAAAACCGCCAUAAAAAAGCCAGACUACGGUUUGCAACUGCACACAAAGAUCAUACUUUUUGGAGAAAUGUCCUCUGGUCUGAUGAAACGAAAAUAGAACUGUUUGGCCAUAAUGACCAUCGUUAUGUUUGGAGGAAAAAGGGGAAGGCUUGCAAACCGAAGAAUACCAUCCCAACCGCGAAGCACGGGGGUGGCAGCAUCAUGCUGUGGGGGUGCUUUGCUGCAGGAGGGACUGGUACACUUCACAAAAUAGAUGGCAUCAUGAGGAAGGAAAAUUAUGUGGAUAUAUUAAAGCAACAUCUCAAGACAUCAGUCAGGAAGGUAAAGCAUGGUUGCAAAUGGGUCUUCCAAAUGGACAAUGACUCCAAGCAUACUUCCAAAGUUGUGGCAAAAUGGCUUAAGGACAACAAAGUCAAGGUAUUGGAGUGGCCAUCACAAAGCCCUGACCUCAAUCCUAUAGAAAAUUUGUGGGCAGAACUGAAAAAGCAUGUGCGAGCAAGGAGGCCUACAAACCUGACUCAGUUACACCAGCUCUGUCAGGAGGAAUGAGCCAAAAUUCACCCAACUUAUUGUGGGAAGCUUGUGGAAGGCUACCCAAAACGUUUGACCCAAGUUAAACAAUUUAAAGGCAAUGCUACCAAAUACUAAUUGAGUGCAUGUAAACUUCUGACCCACUGGGAAUGUGAUGAAAUAAAUAAAAGCUUAAAUAAAUAAUUCUCUCUACUAUUAUUCUGACAUUUCACAUUCUUAAAAUACAGUGUUGAUCCUAACUGACGUAAGACAGGGAAUUUUUACUGAGUUUAAAUGUAUUUGGCUAAGGUGUAUGUAAACUUCCGACUUCAACUGUAUCUGUUGCCUGGUGUAAUGUUUAUAUAAUUGUCAAAUAAAAUAAAAACAACUUUACACUAUGUGAAAGCCAUUUAACAAAGGCAAUAAACCUAAUCACUUUAGCUUCAGUCCUCUGCCCCAUCCUACAAGACUAGACCAUUAUGUUAAAAGGGAAUUAGGUAUUCUCAAGUAAAGAGUAUUUGUAUUCUGGUAGAGAUCCUUUAUCCUUCUAAGGUGUAAGUAUCUGAAUGCAUAACCUACAAAUCACAGGAGGCUGGUGGCACCUUAAUUGGGGAGGACAGGCUCGUGGUAAUGGCUGGAGUGGAAUGAGGGGAACGGUAUCAACAACAAACACAUGGCAGCUCAAUAUGAAUGAAUCCUUUUAGCUUUUUCUGUUUCAUGUUUAGCCUACUUGCUCUGAGUUUUUGUUUAUAUAUUAAUGCACAUAUACCGAACAAAAAUAUAAAACGCAAGAUGCAAAAAUGUCAAAGAUUUUGCUGAGUUACAGUUCAUAGAAGGAAAUCAGUCAAUUUAAAUAAAUAAAUUAGGCCCUAAUUUAUGGAUUUCACAUGACUGGGCAGGUGCACAACCAUGGGUGGGCCUGGGAGGGCAUAGGCCCACCCACUGCCAGCCAAGGACCUCCACAUCCAGCUUCUUCACCUGCGGGAUCUUCUGAGACCAGCCAACCGGACAGCUGAUGAAACUGAGGAGUAUUUCUGUCUGUAAUAAAGUCAUUUUGGGGGGAAAAACUCAUUCUGAUUUUGGGGGAAAACCCCCCAUGGCUGCGCCCCUGCCCAGUCAUGUGAAAUCCAUAGAUUUGGGCCUAAUUAAUUUAAUUCAAUUGACUCAUUUCCUUCUAUGAACUGUAACUCAGUAAAAUCGUUGAAAUUGUUGCAUGUUGCGUUUAUAUUUUUGUUCGUAUAUGUGCAUUAUUAUAUAAACAAAAACUCAGAGCAAGUAGGCUAAACAUGAAACAGAAAAAGCUAAAUGAUUCAUUCAUAUUGAGCUGAUUGUUUUUAUUGUGUGGAAAGUAACUGCAGGGAUAUAUAUACAAAGGGAGUAGGCUACAGGCUACUGCAAGAUAUUUCCUUUAAAAAAAAAACUUUAUAAAAUGCUAAAUUAAUACAUUGCCUUGCAUUAAUUUACCGUGCUUCCUGCUUCUCUGUGGUCACCGCGGUCCCGUUGUUUUUCUCCGGUUCCUCUCUCGGCGCUUUGCAUCACUCCAUCCCACUACACAUUUUUCUUCGGUUGUUGUUAAACGCAGGUUAGCGUUUUUUGUCAUGAAUCUUGUUCUGGAGGCAGCUCUGCAGUGCUCACUAGCUGGCACAGCCACAAAGUCAUUACAUCUGAUUUUAAACCUAACCCUAACCUUAAAUUCAGACCAAAAAGGAUAUUUUUGUGUUCAUGAAUUUUUGCAAAAUAGCCAAUUUUGACUUUGCAGCUGGCCUAUCUAUCUAGCUAAGGGAAAAUCGCUCAGCUCUGCCUCCAGGACAAGACUCAUGACAAUAAACGUGAACCUGGUUGUUAACCCUGGGUUUUAACCAGUAAUGGAUGGACCCUCUGCUCCUCAGCUCCUAUUUAUCCACACGCGCAUUACGGACGGUGCAGAGCGUGUGCGUGCAUUGACACACACACACACAAACAUUGUUACUUAUCUGAUUGAGCAAAAAGUGACUCACCCCCCUUUACUGUAAGGACAACUAUUAUGAUUGAUGAGGAUUCACUGACAGGGAAGACAUUAUGAACAUAAAUAAUAUUAUUCUUAUUCAUUCAGAAUAGUGUAGCUCAGUGGGUAGAGCAUGGCGCUUGCAACGCCAGGGUUGUGGUUUCGUUUCUCAGGGGGUGGCCAAUAUGAAAAAAAUAAACGUAUGCACUAACUGUAAAGUCGCUCUGGAUAACAGCGUCUGCUAAAUGACUAAAAUGUAAAUGUAAAUAAUGCUUAUUCAUUCAGUAUUAGUGUAUAUAUCGAUAACAUUGGAACUUUGAAGUUGUACAAGUAUAGUUCCCAGUAGUUAUUUACCAAUAAACCAGAAAUUAUGCAAAGAUAAACAUGUGUGUCUGUUAUUGAUCUACAAUCAGCCCUACAUAUCCCAUCCUUACCUAUCACCAUUAUAAACCAAACAGAAACACAGCUCCUGGGUCAGUUGCUGUGGUGGACAUAAUUCAGGCUGUCUGUUCUGUGUCCAGGCAAUUGGUUCUGACUGUAGCCCAUAACUCAAGAUAAUGGCUGACAGAGCCAGGAGAGCAAAUGAUCUGGGUCUGUCUGUCUGCCUCUCCUCAACAGGUCACAGUCAGACACAGUCAGGGGAGGGACCUCUGACCUUCUCAUCCAAUGGGUUUUAAGAAGGAGGCGACGAGAGAGGAUGCGAGGAAUCAAGGAAACACAAUAGAUUCUCCCAUAUACACUCAUCAGCUCAUUUAACUGCACUGACCUAUAGGUCUAAUCAGUAUAGAACAUGCCUACCUGGAACUCACUUUCAACUAUCACUCAAACAUUCACUGACCUUUAAGUCUCGACAGUCUAAGCCUGAGGUACUGUGAAGAAACCAUGGUAACAGGGACAGUAUGUGUUUAUAUUGGUACUGGCAGGUGUUGCACCUGAUAUGGUUGUUAGGUUAACGGGAAUACAGGUUCAAAGAUGUAACCUUGAGUAUCAACCUUGCCUCGGGGCAAUUCGUAGCAUGUAGGAAAUACAUUUGUGACCCUUCAUUUAGUAUGAUAUGAUACUCAACUCCACGAUGUAUGAUGGAGUUGAGCGGCUGGCUACCCUCCCUACGAGCUGUGGGGUCACCCACCUAACAAAAAAGCAUCGCAACAUAAUAGGGUAGGUUGACAGCCAGGUUGACCAGCUGUGGUUAACAGCACAAACUCAGAGAUACAAAAAUGCAUCAAUAGAAAUGCGCAUAGAAUAGCAUAACCUUCAUACAGGUUAUGUUAGAUAUAAUCUCUGUCACCACUUACGAGAGACUAUGCUGUAUACUACAUUACUUUACUAAGCCCUCUUCUCAAGUGACUGCAGGUCGCUCACCUUGGCUUAGGGCUACCGUCUGGUGGUAUGUUCCACUUGGUUGUGUCUCCCGACGAAUUGGAAACUGGAGGUUGUCCUCUUUGGAGCCGCUCCAGACACUUUUUCAGAUGAUCAAUCUGCUGCAACCGGAACAACUAAAGAGCUUAGUCAGAAUAUUAAACAUCUCCUUGGGGUCUUCACAUCCUUCAGGUCUCAGCCAGAUCUCAGUUUUUAGCCUCUCCCUCCAGGUGGUUAUAGGGUUAUACAGGUAAAGAGCCUGGCUUACAAAGGAACCUUGUCUGAAUACACAGGAAGUGACCUCAUCUAUCCAAUCUACAAUGGAAAUAGAACCAUCUUUACCAGAAAAGAUUGGGUGUUCUCUCUGAUGUACGACCCUCCUCUUUCUCUUCCUCCUCCCUCUCUCUCUCUCUCUCUCUCUCGCUCCUGUCCCUCCCUCCAGCCCCCUUUCUCUCUCUCUCUUCACUCAUCACUCUCUCUCUCUAUCUCUCUCGUCUCUCCCUGAGAUCCUCGUGCCCUCGCUUCUCGAGCUCUCCUGAACCCAGCUGUCCACCUCCUCACACUCCGCUACGGCGCAUCUCUGCUCGUCGAGAUGGUGGUCCUACUCUCACGCCUUCACUCCUGCUACAUAUCUACGAUCGUUCGUCGCUCAUAUCGCUCUCGUCUCAUUCUCGCUGGAUCUGUCCCUCCCUCAUCCCUCUCUCGCUCAGUCCUGUCCCUCCCUCCCAUCACCUCUCUUCUCGAUUCUCUCAUCCUCUCUCUCUCCUUACUCCUUCUCCUCAGAUUCUUCCGCUCCUGUCCUACUCUCUCUCUCUCUCUCUCUCUCUUUCUUGCCCCUGUCCCUCCCUCCCUCUCUCUCUCUCUCUCUCUCUCUCUCUCUCUGACCCCAUCCACGUCCACCCUGGACAUGGACCCUCUGGGGGAGGGGGAGAUGGGGGGGAGGGGACAAGAGCCUCACCAACCAGAGAUACUGACCAUUGCAGCCAGAGACUGUUCUGUUUUAAGACACAGGCUUCAUCUCAAUAGUUUAAAGUGGCAUUCUCUCCUUGUCUCCUUUCCUCAGUCUGCACUGCCUUUGAACCACUGA